Molecule: messenger RNA, 387 nt
Organism: Sporothrix brasiliensis 5110
Lineage: Eukaryota; Fungi; Ascomycota; Sordariomycetes; Ophiostomatales; Ophiostomataceae
Exons: 1
Coding region: 1-387 (128 amino acids)
Source: RefSeq, a predicted model, not a curated record
AUGGUGUUCAACAUCAAGAGACUCUUCCGGAUAUCCUCGGACAAGCACGGGAGAAAAGGACCGCAGACAGACACAGACUCACCGAGCGAGGACGACGUGUACAGCCAGAGAUUACAAAACGACCCGUCCAGUCGACACUGGGCCUCGUCAUCCUCGAAUUCACUAUGGAACCUGACCAAAUCCAAGGACGACCUGCAAAGUGGCCAAAGCCGGCAAAAUGGGCAGAGCGGGCAGAGCGUCCAGAAACAGCAAACCGACACCUCCUCGACAAAAGGCAUCCGAAUCAAGGCUCCUCGGAUCGGUCGAGGCAAGGAGCACGGAGGGUACGCAGCCUUGCGGGAAAAAAGACAACACGUUCUGGUAACUGCAGUGUCAGUGAAGUCAUGA